AUGAAAAUUUCCGUGGCCACCCUCGCCCUCGUCUUCGGCCUUGCCGCCGCUGCGCCUGCCCCCGAGGCCAACAGCGCCAGCAUCACCGAGGUUCUCGACGCUCUUGUUGCGCGUGACGUGGUCCAGCGCCGCGCCUGCAGCGGUGCCUCCAUCUGCCAGAGCGGUUUCUGCCACUAUGUCUUCUGCCCCGGCAUGGGUGGGUGCUUCCUCCAAAAGACUAGCGAGAGAUGCUAG
Molecule: messenger RNA, 234 nt
Organism: Verticillium nonalfalfae
Lineage: Eukaryota; Fungi; Ascomycota; Sordariomycetes; Glomerellales; Plectosphaerellaceae
Exons: 2
Coding region: 1-234 (77 amino acids)
Source: RefSeq, a predicted model, not a curated record